CCUCAAACCACUCAAACUUCAAACUUCAAAGCAGACCUCAAAUAAAAACAAUUCAAAAAUUUAUUUAAACGUUUAUAUUUUUCUAAGAAUAUUUCACAUUGAACAAUAAACAUGACUGAUAUAUAUAAGUUAAUUCAUCCAAAUAAAUAUUUUGAUGAUUACAUUUCACGAAAUGUACGGCCUGAUGGCAGGAAAUUCGAUGAACAGCGGAGUAUUAAAUUAAAUUUAUAUGCAAUAAAAACAUCAGAAGCUUCAGCAGUUGUCAAAUGUGGUAAUACAACAGUGAUAUGUGGAAUAACCUUAGAAUUAGCAACACCUAAAGCAGAGGAACCAGACAAUGGUUUCCUUGUUACAAAUGUAGAGUUACUGCCUCUAUGCUCAUCAAAAUUUAGACCUGGGCCGCCAUCUGAUCAUGCACAAGUUGUUAGCAAUACAGUUAAUGACAUAUUAAUAAAUUCAAAAUGUAUAGAUCUGAAGGACUUAUGCAUAGUAUCUGAUAAAUUAGCUUGGGUGCUAUAUUGUGAUAUGGUUUGCUUAGACAAUGAUGGUAGCGUUGUUGAUGCUUGUUUAACUACAUUAAUGGCAAGUUUAAAGACAUUAUCCUUGCCAACUGUAAACUAUGACGUUGAAACAGAGGAUAUCAAAGUUGACCCCAGUAUAAGAAAACCUCUCAAAGUUACUGGACUACCAGUGGCUACAAGUUUUGCGAUAUAUCAAACACCACAGAGCAAUAUUGUAUUGACAGACCCCACAGCAUAUGAAGAAGAAAUGUGUGGUGGCAUAGGAGCAAAUCUUAUAGUAUGUUGGAACCAAGGGCUGCUAUGUGGAGUUCAGAAGUUUGGUGGGGGAAAUAUUACAACAGAGAAGCAUAAAGAUAUGUUAAAAGUAGCUAAGGAAAGAAGUAAGAUUAUAGAAAAAGUUAUAGACACAUGUUUAAAUGAUGAUUCUAAUAAAUAAAUACAAGUUUU
This is a messenger RNA of Colias croceus (clouded yellow), 968 nucleotides long. Its product is annotated as exosome complex component RRP43-like. Bases 112 to 957 code for a protein of 281 amino acids. Gene Ontology annotation, cellular component: nuclear exosome (RNase complex); cytoplasmic exosome (RNase complex). Gene Ontology annotation, biological process: U5 snRNA 3'-end processing; nuclear mRNA surveillance; exonucleolytic trimming to generate mature 3'-end of 5.8S rRNA from tricistronic rRNA transcript (SSU-rRNA, 5.8S rRNA, LSU-rRNA). The transcript has 5 exons. Lineage: Eukaryota; Metazoa; Arthropoda; Insecta; Lepidoptera; Pieridae. The record is from RefSeq and is a predicted model, not a curated record.